CACGCAUUCAACUGACUCAAGAUGCUGAUGGAGGAGGAGUCACCUCGGUCGGGUCCGCCGGCCGCCUCGGAGACCGAGAGCGAGCUGAGCCUCUCCGACUGCGGCUCCCCCUGUCACUCGCCCGUGCCCAGCCUGGAACCGCCACCGCUCGUGCAGGCCGCGUACGCAGCGCCGCCGUCCGGCGUGCGGCGAGUCAUCCGAAAACUGUUUACCAACUCGCGCGAGAGAUGGCGCCAGCAGAACGUCAGUGGCGCUUUUGAGGAGUUGCGCCGCCUAGUGCCCGCCCACCCGCCGGACAAGAAGCUCUCGAAGAACGAGAUCCUGCGUCUCUCCAUCCGCUACAUCCGGCUUCUGAGCUCGGUGCUGGAGUGGCAGGACCGGCAGCUGGAGCUGCAGGACGAGCCGCCACUGGUCAAGCAGGAGGUCACCGAGCAAGACGCGGCGCUAGACUGUCAACGGUCGUGCUGAGAAACUGUCGCUGCUUGACAAACGACGGGGGAGGAUAAGUGUGCAAUGAUCCGUCACUGGCCAGGCUGACGGCAUCUUAAUAAGACCUGGGGUCAUCGAGAACAAAACGUAUAGAUCCGAGCUGGGGGCAAGUCACGUCUCAGUGGAAAUCGAUCCUGUGAAAACACGAAGUCCCUUUCAUGAGCAUCCCACGCCCCGUCAUCUCGCGGCCAUUACCACCGAUCUAGGAGCUGCGAGUCAUGGACGGUCCAGAUCAGAGGUGGUGAUAGCCAGUCUGGCGGCGGACACUACUGCGGAAAGAGGGCUGGAUGUGCGCGUUCGAUAGAGAGGGAGCGACAGGUCGUCAGCGUGGAAGAACAGCGAUAAACGGCGAAAUAACAGUGGUGAAGGUGGAAUAGCAGUGGAAUUCUUAAACCGGUACCAAACCCACACAUCACACUGCACUGUCUCCGGGGAGGACACGAUAGGCACGCCGGCUGCCGGCGGUCAUAAAAAUUGUGACGUUACCGUGUUAGGCAAGCUGGACAGACAGCUGCGAGCGUCCAAGGGCAGACUGGUCACAACGCGCGGUAGACAGCGGAAACAGGAUCAGCAGGAUCGAUGGUGGCCGCGUGCACGCGCGGCAGGUGGGCGGCCGGCGGGCGGCAGGGCGACACGGUGGCUGGCUCGCACCCUCCCCCCUGACGACACGUGCCAGCCGUCGAUACGUGCAGCGCCCGGGGGAGGGGCCGCAGUCGAUACGCCAGCUGGGCGGCCGUGCCGCCGCCGUGCUGCUGUGUGAUCAGGCGAAGUAAUGGCUGCAUGUCUGCAUGACGUGGAACAGGAUGUCCGCACCGGUGUGGAGAGGCGGAUGAGGUAGCUGCGAUGGCCGUGAAGGGGGAUGUCCAUACCGGUACGGAGAGGGGAGUGAGUUAGCUGCGAUGUCUCUGGGGCAGGAUGUCUGCACCGGUGCGGAGAGGAGAGUGAGUUAGCUGCGGUGUCCGUGGAGCAGGAUAUCCACACCGGUGCGGAGAGGAGAGUGAGUUAGCUGCAAUUUUCGUGUGUGCUUGUGGAACUGUUUCAAAUGUCCGGUGACAUUUACUUCUGAAA
Pollicipes pollicipes is the source of this 1557-nucleotide messenger RNA. Its product is annotated as protein lyl-1-like. Lineage: Eukaryota; Metazoa; Arthropoda; Thecostraca; Pollicipedomorpha; Pollicipedidae. The coding region runs from base 22 to 468 and encodes 148 amino acids. Gene Ontology annotation, molecular function: RNA polymerase II cis-regulatory region sequence-specific DNA binding; DNA-binding transcription factor activity, RNA polymerase II-specific; protein dimerization activity. The transcript is spliced from 2 exons. Gene Ontology annotation, biological process: regulation of transcription by RNA polymerase II. The record is from RefSeq and is a predicted model, not a curated record.